AUCGCGAACGUUCACAGGAGCGUAUUGCGAAAAUUCUCGUCUAAUAGUGAAGUUGGAUCGUGAGUUGGGACUGACUAGCGAGUUUAGAUACAACGCAUCGUCUCAGAUACGCACGCAUUACAAUUAGGUGUUGCAGGUGUUUUAGCCGAGUGAACAAUCUUUCGCGGUUUUCUAGCUGUUCUCAGCGAAUUUAGGUCUCGAUUUUAGAAUACUUCACAAAUUUCUUAUUUACAUAUUUCCGACUGAAUAGUCGGACAAUCUAUUCUAACAAAAUUCUAUCUGAGAUCGUCUCGGAGCCCCCAAUUUCUAAAAAUCUUGAGUUAUUCAACGUGACACAGUUUUACAACAUUCACGGGAGAUUAGCGUGAGUCCCAAAUUAUAGAUUUUGAAAAAAGAUACUGCCAUCCAAAGUGAAAGUUUGCGCGACAUAUGAAGAGACCGCUACCGCUGAAAUACCAAAAUAAAAAAAAAUUAAUUGUUUAAAAUUUGUUUAAAGUUCAAGCCUUUGGUCUAGAGGUUUUGCUGGGCUUCUUGGUUUGUUUUUAGUAUGCCCAGAGCGUAGUCGUGCCGGUUUUAAGUGUAAAAACGUGCAAAAAGUUAUGCGAUAAAACUAGAUGUGUUGCGAAAAAAACGCAAAAGUGCGGUGGGAUCAGAUAAGGUGAAAUUGUGCGUACGAGAAUAAUACGUGAAUGUGGUUCGGUGUCACGUUUUCCCACUUGGCGGAUGGCCUGCGUUGAUGGAUAUGUGAAAAAAAAAUAAAUAGUUUGAAAGCAAGUGCAGUGCGUAUGUUAUUUCGUGUGCGAAUUUCAGAUAAUUUAGUUGUCUCGCUUGGGAUGUAUGAAAUUUAGUUAAUAAAUUCAAUGAAAAUAUUCGUAUUCGUUCCCCUUGGGUGGGUUUCUGCAGCCGAAAAUUGACGUCAUCUGUGGUCUUUCUCUGCACAAUCUAGCAGCUGUUACAAGGCGGUAAAAAGCUAAGCAAGCGAGGUGGGACCGAAAAAAGCACAACCUCACAUCUGAAGCGUAUCCUCACCCCCAACCAACUGCAAUGACCCAAUAAAACCGGAAGGACAACAUUAAAUGCACAAAAGUCGGAAAAUUACUGUGAAAAGUGAAAUUCCUUCUACAAGUUGAACUUUUCUCGUAAUCCAAGUAGCAACUCGAGGACAAAGUGUAUCUCACGAAAAUACCAUAUGCAUCCUUUCACCAUCUCCACGCUUCCAGGCCACCAGGACAGGAUCCAACUUUAAUGGAAAUUAAUUUACCGAAGAAAUUAUGCAGAAGAGUUUUAUCGGUGCAGGAAGUUCUGAACUGUUGACGUGACAAGGAGAAAAGCAAGCUGGAAUGGUAGCGGAAGUCAUGCAGUCAAAAGGAAAGAAAGAUCCUGGUGUUUGGCUACAAAGUCCUUGCGAUUCAUUCCAUGUUCCCAUCGCCCCCGCACAUCGAGAAGCAUCCACUUGAAAAGUGCAUAAUUAAAAGAACAGAAACGCCUGAAUAAAGGACGAAGGACGAAAACGUUAUAUUGCUAUCCGAGGGAAAUGCGGAUCAUAAAUUUUCGGGAGCGAAUAUUUCACGCGACGUUACCUACCAUAAACAAUCCAACAAGAAAGCAGCAUCAGUGGUAACAAUUUCAACGUGGCUGUUAACGCAAUCACAAUGCCGUGUCCUAGGGAAACUGUUUGUGACCGACUCACCUUUCGCAUUGACGCUUCGGAACAAAAUUAAUUUUCCGUCAAAAAGGACAUUGGGAAAAAUAAGCUUGAAAAUUACAUAAAGCCGCGAUUUCAAGGAAAGGAUUUAAUAGAAUUGUGAUCUCACUGGCCUCAUAUUGUUGUCCUAAAAAUUAAACACGAAAAUAACUACUGGAAGCUCUCGAAAAGGACUCGUUUUGGAUGUGGUGAUUGUCGAGUAAUUCAAUCAAAUUAUGAAGGGACAUCUACAAUUAAGAUUAAUUUUCGUUUUACAAAUCAUUUUGCUUUUGAUUGAUCGUAAAUUUCGUGUGACGGCGGAAAUAUUCACGCUUGGAUAUUUAACGGGGUCACAGCGACGAGCUGACAAUUUGGAUUACUCAAGACCAGGUCUCACCAUCUCCGGUGCAAUAUCCUUGGCCAUAUCCAAAGUGAAUUCUGGCAAAUUGAAAGAUCUAGGACAUUCGCUCACCUUCCUAGUGGCAGAGACAUAUGGCGAGGAGAUAUCGAGUAUACGACAAACAGCGUCAUUGUGGACUCAACACGUAUCCGGUUACAUAGGACCCCAGGAGACUUGCGUGCACGAAGGACGAAUGGCGGCUGCAUUCAAUCUUCCUAUGAUAUCUUAUUUUUGCACACAUCGCGAUACAUCGAAUAAAAAGGACUUUCCAACGUUCGCUCGAACCCGUCCGCCGGAUACACAAAUUUCCAAGUCGGUCGUAUCCUUAUUGCUGGCCUUCAAUUGGACACAAGUAACCUUCCUCUAUUUGGAUACGAAAGACGGUGAAUAUGGAGCCAUAGCCGACACUAUAAUUGAAAUUCUUCGGAUAUCUGGAGUCAAUGUACGAAUGACGUUAACAUGGACAACAAUUUAUCAUCACGGAUUCAAUCGCAACCCCUUCGAUGAUAUCGUGGAGAAGACAUACACAAAUACGAGAAUUUAUCUAAUUCUAGGACACUACUUCGAGCAUAUAGGACUAAUGAAAAGUCUACAGAACCGAGGACUUUUGGAUAAAGGAGAAUAUUUUGUGGUUGGAAUUGACAUUGAACAGUAUGAUCCCUCGGCAGCGGAUAAGUAUAUGCGUGGCUCGUUAAUGGAAACCGGAGAUUCUGAGGCAGAGAAGGCGUUUCAAUCUUACUUGGGGAUAUGUCCCACAGCUCCGAAGGCAUUUCAGGAGUUUGCAAAGGAGGUUAACAUGUACAUGGAGCGUCCGCCGUUUCGGUACCCCAACCCACUAGGGUAUUUCGGAGGAACAAAGCAGAUUCGUGCCGAGGCUGCAUACUUAUACGAUGCUGUGCAUCUUUAUGCCAAUGCCCUGAUUAAGGUCCUGGAGGAAGGCGGAAAUGCACGGAACGGAUGUGCUAUAAUCGAUGCUGCAAAAGGAAGCCGUUAUUUAAGCGCAAUGGGCUAUAUGGUGUAUAUCGACGAGAAUGGGGAUGCCGCCGGGAAUUACACUGUCUUGGCAAAAGGAAAAUUUCGUAAUGCAAGUAAUGUUACGAAGUGGGGCCUGGUGCCUGUAGGAACUUUCAGUGCACCAGAUAGUCACAGUAUACCGGACUUAAAUCUGUUUCGCCGAAUUCACUGGAUUGGAAAUGCACCACCUGUUGCCGAACCAUUUUGCGGAUUCCGAGGAGAGAAAUGUAUCAGUUAUACAGGUGAAAUCUCAGCCGGGAUUGCAGGAGGUGCUUUGUUGCUCUUGGGAAUAGUUUCGUUGGUAUUGUAUCGAAAUUGGCGCUAUGAACAGGAAUUGGAUAGUCUUCUGUGGAAAAUUGAUUAUCGAGAGAUACAACUGCAUGACUCGGAUAAGGAAGGCAAUGGACAGCAGAAACGCGAGACGAGGGUCGAUCGAUGGUCGGUAUCCGGAGCGCCAUUAGUACUCCAACGUAUUGAAGAUUCGUACUAUGUGACAGAGGUUUCAAAGCCAUUUAGCGAUUGUCAAAACAACUACACAACCACCACGAAAGUAAACGCAACGCAUCCGCUAAUUCGCACGAGCCAAGUCAGCUUGAGCUCAAAUCCAGAUGCUGACUUUCGCUACUCCACGAUUUUCACCCCAAUUGGACUCUACAAGGGGCAACUCUAUGCAAUUAAGAAAAUUCGGAAGAAAAGUGUCGAUAUUACGCGCGAGAUGAAAAAGGAGUUGAAACUGCUCCGAGAUUCCCGUCACGACAACAUCUGUGCCUUCAUAGGAGCCUGCACGGAACCUCCGAAUGUUUGUGUAAUCACCGAAUACUGUACACGUGGAAGUCUUAAGGACAUUUUAGAGAAUGAAGACGUUAAGCUGGACAACAUGUUUAUUGCAUCCAUGGUUGCGGAUAUUAUUCGGGGUGUCAUCUAUUUACACGAAUCUCCACUUCGAUUCCAUGGUUCAAUAUGUACAUCGAAUUGUUUGAUUGAUUCCCGAUGGGUGGUCAAGUUGAGUGACUUUGGACUUUUUGCGUUCAAGAAGGGAUCAGAGGAAGUCCUCGACUCACAGAAUAUGGCAGCAAGAUGCACAAAACUCUUAUACAGAUCACCUGAGCUUCUACGAGCAGGACCUCCUUCGAUGGUACCAGGUAGUCAGAAAGGCGAUUCCUAUUCAUUUGGUAUAGUUCUCUACGAAAUACACACCAGGCACGGACCAUUUGGGGAAACAGGACUCACUCCCAUGGAAUGUCUCAGAAGAGUCUUACAACCACCUGACAACAUGGGACCAUACAGACCUUCUCUGCAACCCCUCGAAACAUCAUUCGACUGCGUCCGUGAAUGCCUACGAGAAUGUUGGAAUGAAAAACCCGAGGAUCGUCCAGAUUUCAAAACAAUCCGUGCUAAACUUCGACCUCUCCGAAAAGGGAUGAAACCCAAUAUUUUCGAUAAUAUGAUGUCGAUGAUGGAGAAAUAUGCAAACAAUUUAGAGGCACUAGUUGACGAAAGGACUGAUCAAUUACAAGAGGAGAAAAAGAAGACUGAAGCACUCCUUUUGGAGAUGCUACCCCGCCCUGUUGCUGAGCAACUCAAGAAGGGCAACAAAGUAGAUCCGGAAAGCUACGAUAUGGUUACGAUAUAUUUUAGUGAUAUUGUGGGUUUUACGUCAAUGUCGGCUGAGAGUACCCCGUUGCAGGUUGUGGAUUUUCUUAGUGAUUUGUACACGUGUUUUGACUCGAUUAUUGGAAAUUAUGAUGUGUACAAGGUGGAAACGAUUGGUGAUGCUUAUAUGGUGGUUUCCGGUCUACCAAUACGAAACGGUGAUAUCCAUGCUGCUGAAAUAGCUUCGAUGUCCUUGCACCUACUGAGCGCCGUCUCCGAAUUCAAGAUUCGACACCGGCCAGACAAACAACUCUACCUUCGCAUUGGAAUCCACUCAGGACCUGUAUGCGCAGGUGUUGUAGGACUUAAAAUGCCUCGCUAUUGUCUAUUUGGUGAUACUGUGAAUACCGCAUCCAGAAUGGAAUCGACUGGCCUACCCUUAAGGAUCCACUGUAGUCGACAGUGCAAACUACUUUUAGAUAAGCUCGGAGGAUACUAUUGUGAGGAACGUGGCAUGAUACCUAUGAAAGGCAAAGGAGAGCAACGUACUUAUUGGCUACUAGGCGAGGAUGAAGAAGCUAAGCAGAGAAGAACCGCUGAAAGGUCCCAGCGGAGAGGUUCCCGUGCUUUAAACAAAUUUCUCCAGGGGACAAUUAAAGCAAACAUAACGAAUGCAAUAGACUCAGGACAAAGGAGCUCCUUAAAAAAUCGAAAUGUCCCACGAAACUCAUUGACACGAUCCUCGAGUCUAGAAUCACCAAAGAAACUGAGAUUUGCUGCAGGAAGCUUAUUAGAACACCAUCGAUAUCACAGUGACGAUGCACUAUUAGAAGUUAUAUCUGAUUCUAGUCCUCGGAAAUCUAGUGGAGGAUCAAUAGCAUAUGAUGAUAUGACGUCUUCCUGUCCUUGCAUAGACGAGCUGGGGAUGUCCAUCGAACGGAAACCAUGUCCAUAUCCGACCGUUACAACCCCGCUACUAUCUAAUCAUAUCGAUACUUAAUUCAUUGGAACGCGUCCUUUUUCAGCAUUGUUUUUUUAUUCUGUUGUACUUCUUCAAGUGCUUUAAAUUCUACUUCGCCAUUAAAGGCCAGGAAGGUACGGUGAGAAAAAGAUGGUCUUCUAGUCGACAAGUCAAACCCUUUUAUUAGUUUAAACUAUAUUAAAUCGAGUCUGCUGAAUAGUAAAUUAUUGAAUUUAAUUAAUGAGAAUCUAAGCAAGGAAAGUCUUAAAGGAAGAAUCAAAAGUGAUAGCAUUUACCUUUAUAUACCAUAAAUAUAUAUACAUAUUCGUCUAGAUAAUCAUCUGUCUGUGACUUAAGAUAUCAAAAUUACGCCUAACUACAUACUAUGUAUUCUGAGUUUAAGAUAAAAGCAAGUGUAAAAGUAUUUGAAUAGCUGAGAAAUUGAUAUGUAUGUUUGUGUUGAAAAAUAGAUAGCUACAUUAAUGAUGCAUACACUGCCGAGAGUAAAAUUUGUCUGCUUAGACGAUCUAAAUGGUUCUACAGCGUUGUUUGCGACAACCAAGUAUUAUGCCUAUAGCAAAAGAUAGAUAACUUAUAAAAAUAUGCUAGACUUCCAUUUCUAUUUUGAAAUCUUCGCUACAUUACUUAAUUUUAACCAGUUAUUAGCAGUUAAUCGAAUGUGAAACACUGAAAAUAUUGAAUUAUGUAUGUGUUUUAAAUGUGUGUAAACCAAUAAACGAGUUUAACGAUUGA
Hermetia illucens (black soldier fly) is the source of this 6405-nucleotide messenger RNA. RefSeq names its product guanylate cyclase 32E. The record is from RefSeq and is a predicted model, not a curated record. Bases 1921 to 5691 code for a protein of 1256 amino acids. The transcript is spliced from 23 exons. Gene Ontology annotation, cellular component: membrane. Gene Ontology annotation, biological process: cGMP biosynthetic process; intracellular signal transduction; protein phosphorylation. Gene Ontology annotation, molecular function: ATP binding; peptide receptor activity; guanylate cyclase activity. Lineage: Eukaryota; Metazoa; Arthropoda; Insecta; Diptera; Stratiomyidae.